AUGCAAGAAGAACAUGAAGACAAAAUGGAGUAUUGGUCGGAGUUAUACAUCCUGAUGCAAGAAGAAGAAGAGGCAGCCUUGGCUGCAGCCAGCGAACCCAUGCGCAAUUAUCUCAUCAACCAUAUUUUCCCUACCCUGACGCCUGCCUUACUCGAAGUCGCCAAACUGAGACCUGAUGAUCCUAUUGAUUUCUUGGCAGAAUAUUUAUUCAAAUUGAACCCAUCUGGCAAGAUGUUAGAGCCAGGUUACAAUUUACAAGCGGAGAAGUUACUUGGCAAGAUUAAGAUCUUGGACGAUGCGUUGAAAGAUCUAGAUAUCAACAUAGAUCCAUUACUUCCGCCGGAAGCCGCUGUCGACGAUCCAAAACCGAAGAAUAUAAACAGUAUGAGUGCUUUGUAA
Pieris macdunnoughi is the source of this 399-nucleotide messenger RNA. The record is from the annotation of a GenBank genome assembly. NCBI's taxonomy places the organism in Eukaryota, Metazoa, Arthropoda, Insecta, Lepidoptera, Pieridae.